Cydia fagiglandana is the source of this 975-nucleotide messenger RNA. RefSeq lists its product as uncharacterized. Gene Ontology annotation, biological process: retrotransposition. The record is from RefSeq and is a predicted model, not a curated record. Gene Ontology annotation, molecular function: single-stranded RNA binding. Lineage: Eukaryota; Metazoa; Arthropoda; Insecta; Lepidoptera; Tortricidae. Bases 1 to 975 code for a protein of 324 amino acids. Gene Ontology annotation, cellular component: ribonucleoprotein complex. The transcript has a single exon.
AUGUCUAACACCUGUAGUGAAUGUGAAAGGCCAGUGAAGCCCGCAGAAAAGCUCAUAUGCACUCGUUGCGAUUCACUAUUCCAUUUCCUUUGUGUCAAUGUGACUGCAGCAGUCUACAAGAAAACAAACAAAACGAACUGGACAUACGAAAACUGCACCAAGCAACCAAAUCACGACCGCACAGGCACACCUAAAAAAGCAUUUGAGAAUACAGACUUCUCAGCCAUGAUCAGAAAUGAGGUAAGGGAAGCCCUGCGCGCUGAGCUACCAAUAAUUCUGCGCCAACAUCUUGAAGCAGAGCUAACACCUAUUAAAGAAGAGCUGAAAAAGUUGCAAGAUUCUGUUUCAUUCAUGAGCAACCAAUACGAUGAUAUUCACCCCACCAUGACGACCUUAAAUAAUGAUAUAAAAACUUUAAACAGUGAGCGCAACGAGCUUCUUUCAACGAUUACUGGCCUUACAGACCGUCUCAACCAAAUAGAACAGCAUAUGAGAGAUUGCAAUGUAGAAAUACAAGGAAUACCCGAGGACAAGAAUGAGAACCUAGUAAACACAAUACAACACAUCGCAGAGGUAGUCUCCUGCAGCAUGUCGGACGUCGAUAUCCUUCACUGCACCAGAGUCGCCAGUCAAAAUAAGGAAAACAAGAAGCCCCGUACUAUCAUCGCUAAACUACGCAGCACACGCUGCCGCGACGAGUUACUGUCGGCUGUCGGGCGCUUCAACAAGACCAAGGCCAGGGACCAGAAGCUCAACUCGUCAGUACUGGGCAUCGGGGGUCCCGCCGUGCCUAUCUACGUGUCCGAGCAUCUGUCCCCGGUGAAUAAGACUCUUCAUUGGGCUGCGAGGAAGAAAGCUACGGAACUCUCUUACAAAUACGUCUGGGUCAGAAACGGAUCAGUAUUUAUGCGUAAAGACGAUAACUCAAGAUAUAUAAUCGUCAAAACCCAACAGACACUGGAUUCUCUUCAGUAA